Molecule: messenger RNA, 720 nt
Organism: Cynara cardunculus var. scolymus (artichoke)
Lineage: Eukaryota; Viridiplantae; Streptophyta; Magnoliopsida; Asterales; Asteraceae
Exons: 2
Coding region: 1-720 (239 amino acids)
Source: RefSeq, a predicted model, not a curated record
AUGCUACAUCCAAAGGACAAGUCGAUCAUCGGUACUAAAUGGGUAUUCAAGAAUAAGAAGGAUGAAGAUGGUGUCGUAAUUCGAAACAAGGCAAGACUGGUGGGGAAGGGAAACAAUCAAGAGGAAGGUGUGGAAUGCGAUGAGACUUUUGCACCAUUAGCAAGAAUUGAAGCAAUCCAAAUGUUCUUGGCAUAUAUGACCCGUAAAAACUUCACGGUCUAUCAAAUGGAGGUGAAAACCGCCAUCCGCUAUGGAGUUUUGAAGAAAAUAGUGUAUUGUCUCGCAACCCGAUGGAUUCGUGAACGCCUUAAAACCAGAUCACGCAUACAUCUUGGACAAAGCUCUCUAUGGUCUGAAACAAGCUGCACGUGCCUGACUCCGAUGAAACCUGGUUCUAAGCUCAACUUUGAUCCUAAUGGAAUAAGUAUUGAUCCGAAAACCUAUAGGGGAAUGUUAGGCUCUUUAAUGUAUUUAACGACUAGUAGACCAUAUAUUAUGAUUUCAACAUGUUUCUGUGCUAGAUUCCAAGCUAAACCUAAGGAAUCCCAUUUACUUGCGGCAAAACGCAUCUUGCGAUAUCUAAAAGGUAGAACUGAUCUUGGCUUGUGGUAUCCUAAGGAAACAGGUUAUGAGCUGACUGCCUAUUUCGACGUUGAUCAUGUUGGAUGCAAGUUGGAUCGCGAGAGCACAUCUGGACAUGUCCAAUUCAUGGGAGAUUAA